Molecule: messenger RNA, 2700 nt
Organism: Lolium rigidum
Lineage: Eukaryota; Viridiplantae; Streptophyta; Magnoliopsida; Poales; Poaceae
Exons: 11
Coding region: 1-2700 (899 amino acids)
Molecular function (GO): zinc ion binding; nucleic acid binding
Source: RefSeq, a predicted model, not a curated record
AUGGAGUUUCAGUACCGCGCAGGCGACGCCCGCGCACGCAGCCCGUCGAGGUCGACGGGGGCUGCGGCUACGUCGGCGAACUCCGAGUCCGCUGCCACGCGUGUCCGAGAUGACUACGGCGGUGAUCGCUCCGGGUACGACGGAGAGAGUUCCGAGGCCUUGGCGCCGCGGCUGGCGGCUGACCCGGACGAGCUGCGGCGCCAGGCGGCCAAGGAGAGGAUACGGGAGCGGAUCCUGCGGGAGGAGGCUGAGACGUUGGCGCUCGAGGCGGAGGUCCGGCGCGAGCUUAUAGAGGAGCUGCGAUCUCAGCUCGCGCGGUCGGCGGGCGCUUCCGCCAAAGGGUCGGAAGCCAAGGCCACGCCCGCGGCCCACCCGCCAUCGCUGAAAACGCAGAUUCCACGCGAGGUCGGAUCGAAACCAGAUAUGCCAGCAGCCUUGCCAGCCAAGCGGAAAAUUCAUCAUGUCCCUGCUGCAUCCAAUGUUUCGGCGGCAACAAGCAGCAAGAAGCUGAAGCUGGAUUUGACUUGCACGGUGUGCAGCAUCACGGCAACCAGUGAGACUGCCAUGCAAGAGCACCUAAAAGGGAAGAGCCACGGGAGGAAGACCGCUAAGCUUGCGCUGCCACUGACUGGAGCAGGUCAACAUGAGGUUAGUUCAAAGAUAAAUGGAUCGGCAGCCUGGCCAGCCGAGGGGGAAAACCCUAACAUGGCCGUCGCUCCCACGGUUUUCGCUGCCACGAGCAGCAACGAGCAGAAGUCGGACUUGACUUGCACGGUGUGCGGCAUCACAUCAACCAGUCAGAAGGCCAUGCAAGAUCACCUCGAAGGGAAACUCCACAGGAAGAAGGCCGCGAUGCUCCCGCAGCCAAUGCCAAAGGAGGACGUGUUUGGACCAAGUUUUAACGGUUCAGAAAGAAAACGUAUGGUCAUGGUGUCUGUAUUAUUCUCAACCCACCCUUUUGGACCAAGUUUUAACGGUUCAGAAAGAAACCGUAUGGCCAGCCUGAAACCAAAUGCAUCAGCAGCAGCUCUAAAUGGCAUCAUGGCGACGGGAGAGAAGGGCAUGCAAGAUCACUUCAAAGGGAAGGAUCACAUGAGCAAGGCCGCAGCGCUUGCGCAGCCGCCGCGGGAGGAGUCAGCAGAGCACGGCUGCCAGGAAGAGGCAGAGGAGGAAGGUGCCUACAUGCCGAAGAUAUACAGCAUUGGGACCGGCUCUGGGAAUUCGUGCGAGGUAGUGCAGAUGAGCGGGUUCCUGCUCUGCGAGGUGUGCAACGUGAAGGUCGCCAACCUUGUCACGAUGGCGUGCCACGUCCGGGGGCGCAAGCACAUCUCCAAGGCCAAGCAGAAGGAAGAGCAGGGCCGAGCUAUGGAGGUCAAUGGCGUGCGCCGAGUGGACGGCUUCCUGCUGUGCGAGCUCUGCGACGUGAAGACAGAGUCGGAGACUGUCAUGCGGACUCACUUGUCCGGUAAGAAGCACACCAGCAAACAGAAGGCCGCCGUUGACGCCGGUGCAUGUGGAAAAACUGUGCUAGCACAGGAGAUAACAAAUGAGGAUGUGGCUUUGGGAGCCAGCGUCGACAUAACCGUGACUCCAGGACAGCAGCCGAAUCAGGCUGCGGGCGCCGCCGCCGCCGUGGUCGGCGACUCCAGCAAGAUGGAGGUAGUGCCAUCGGCAACGCCUCGAGAGGAUGGGGCCGCCCCGGUUUGUGCCAGUUUCUCCGUGGCGCCCAUGGAAGUAGAUGAAUAUACAGAGGCUGGAGAUCGUACUGCCAAAGCUGAAGAAGAGAAACUGGAUGCCGAAGAAGAGGAAGCUGUUGAGAUCAAUGGCAUCGCCGCCGUGUCUGCCAACGAGUUUAAGAUCCAGGUGGAGGGCAAGUUGUGCAUCGUGCUGCAGCAGGCGGAUGGCAGUUUCUCGUGCGGGCUGUGCAACCUGCAUGGCUGCAGCAAGUACGGCAUGGCGGAUCACCUCUACACGCCGGAGCACUUGCACAGAGCCCGUCUCUCCGAGCAGAAGGAGGAGCAGGCAAAGAAGGCAGCGCCGGCGGUGGUGAGCAACGACAGCGAUGGUGUAGUCAUCCCGUUCGCUGAUGGAGCGGCUCAGAGUGGUGGGCAUCCGAGCUCGCGACCCUCUCGCCGGCGUCCUUCCAUAGAGUCGUCAAGGCGCUCCUCGAGACCGUUGGCCGUGCUCCCUUCCGCAAACGACGCGCCCCUUCUGGUGAAGUUCCUUUGCCGGCUCAUACACGCCGCCGUCACCGCGGGGUCCUCCGCCAAGACGUGCCGCGAUCUGGAGCUCUGCGUCGCAGCCGUACUCGACCAGGCCACCGUGGGCGACCUGCUGGCCGUUGCGCGCGUCAUCGCCACGUUCGUGGAGCGCGAGUUCGGCGCCGGGCAGAACAAGAGGGCGUCGCUGUCGGGAGCGGCAGUGGCGCUGGGCGUAGGGGCUUUGCAGAAGGUGGCCAAGACGGUGGACGAGGUCGUGACGGAGAAUUCGAUGCGCAUCUCCAAGCUCGUGGGCGUGCCCGGAGCGGAGCCCAAAGAGGCGCGCGCCACCCAGGACUGCCUGUACCGCGCCAUGGACAUCGACCUGAAAGCCCACCCGUCGCUUGACGAGAUCGAACGGGAGAUGUGUGCAGCGUCAUGGCUAGGUCCUUCAUUCCUGAUCAACAUGAAAGCAUGCGGCUUCGAAGCAGAAGUCUUCUAA